AUGCCGAUCGGCAGACCUCGGGUCCCUGGAACAGAGGAAGAAAGGGCGGAGGCCCGUCGAGCAAAAGUCCGUGCCAAUGUGCAAGCAUUCAGGAGAAGGCAGAGGGAAAAGAAACUUACAGAAGCGGCCGCUCACCGGACAAAUCAGCCGUCCUCGAAGCAGCUGGAGCAGGCUGAAGCCAUUGGAGAAGAAGCGAUAGGGCCUACCACGUUCUCAUCCCUCGAGUCGAUCUCUCGAGAUCCUUUCGUGAGUUCCGAAGACACUGAGCCUUGGCUUUGGGCCAUUUCCCUGGAAUUCGGCGCCAGAUUGAUUGGAAUGACUUAUCGAGACGCCCUCACCACGGUUCUCCAAGACAAAUAUCUCCCGUCGCAGACCAAUUUGGAACGGAUACAGUACGAGCCCAAGAGAAAAUUCUCCAUAUGUUGUUCCACAUGGGUAACGUCGGCAACAUUGGAUAUGGGAAGGCCAGAAACCAAAGUAUUGAUGGAGGCUCUUAUUGCCGCUUCGUUGGCAAUCAUCGGAAGAGAUCGAAAGAAUGAAGACAUGACUCUGCAUGCAGCAUAUGUCCAGACCCGUGCGUUACAGAAACUGCGGUUUGCGUUGACACGAUUUUCGGAAGGUGAUCGAAGCAUAUGUCCAACCAUGCUAUCGCUGACGGCACUCACAUGCGCCAUGUCGGAGCUCAUUGCCAACCAGUCGUGGGACAAUUUCAACCGCCAUCUCUCAGGAGUGGGAGCGCUGAUCUUCCAUGGGGGCCUACACGGCCUGAGCACGCAAUCUGCUCAGGAACACUUUUACGGCUAUCGUGCUAUGCAGGCGCCGUUCCUCUUCAUGAACCGACAGAGCGCAUUCUUAUCGAGUCCCGAAUGGGUUGAAUUCCCCUGGAAGAAGGACCUGGACCUCGCACAACAUCCUUUGCACACCAUGCUCGAUAUCGCUCUCAAGAUCCUGCCAGAAAUAGUCAAGCAAGAUAUGCCUAAGAGGUGGAAACUGUCAUGUCUCCAGGAGCGUCUUCAACGAGCAAGGGCUGUGCUUGAUGAGUUGCAUGAGUGGGAGCGUAAGCUGCGCUCACAACAUUCUGGUGUCUUGUACACAAAGAGGUCUGCGAUCUGGGAUGGUCUUCAUGAUUAUUGUCUCGAAUUUCCCCUUCCGUCGACAGGCGUAGCGUUCAGCAUGUACACAGCUGUACGGAUACAUGUGGCAGCGCUGAUAGCCGCGGUCUCUGACGACAUCCUUGUCCAUGAACCAACAGCCGAAGUAUAUGCCGAGUUGGCUGUGGUAGAGGCACUGCGUUGGUCAAGGCUUGCGUGCCAAUGCCUCGAAUAUUUCCACACAGGCAGACUCAAAGUUGCUGGACGGAUUGUAAGUCUUUGGCCGCUGGAGACCGCAUGGGAGUUCUUCGUACGGGCCCAAGCAGAAAGGUCCAUGAACCUGUCGAAAGAAGCGGCUUGGUGUCGAUCCACGGCCGAAAGGCUUUCGAAUAUGGGUAUACCUCCUCUUCAGUGGAGAUGA
Molecule: messenger RNA, 1512 nt
Organism: Exophiala xenobiotica
Lineage: Eukaryota; Fungi; Ascomycota; Eurotiomycetes; Chaetothyriales; Herpotrichiellaceae
Exons: 1
Coding region: 1-1512 (503 amino acids)
Source: RefSeq, a predicted model, not a curated record